CUUCCGGUUCAGUUUACGUUGCAACAUCUGUGUACUGAUCCAGGACUUAUCGUUCUUUCGUGUUUCCUUUAUCCUAAACAAACGCGUUUCUUCAAAGCGCUUCCAUCAAGAAAUACCCAAAUGCUUCUCGACUUGUCUUCAACAUGCGACAUAGUACUACUAACUGAAGGCCAACGCAAUCCCAAACAUGAAGCUAAAGAGUGGAGACGAAGAUGAGGAGAGGAAAUCCAGUCCAUGACGAGCAACUGACAAACGAAAGAAAAUGAUGUGUCCAGCAGAUGUCACUGGAGGAGAUCUUCACCCUGAGAAGCAUGAUCCACUCCAUGUCAAAAAGGAGGCAAAGUUGGAGAUGCCGUACAUCAAACAGGAGGCGGAGCAGGAAACCCCCUACGUUAAAGAAGAAGAACAGGAAGAGAAAAUCACCAAGUGUACAAUGAUUAUCAACACGAAGAGUAAAGAAGAUGAAUGUCCAAGCGAAGAGAGCAGAGCAACGAAACCUUUGGGCGACACCUCAUGUCAGCACCUGACAAUAAAAGAUGAAGGACGACCGCAGCCGGACAGCCUCUUAGCGCCACUCUUGGACAUUGAAGAUGUAACAUCCCACUCAUCUGACACUGACACUAAUGAGGAGGAUGUUGGCUUUGACCAAAAUGCUUCGAAAUCCUUAAACAAUUCAUCAUCAAAAAGAGAGAUUAAAAAAUGUGUGGUUGGAAAACCUUUUCCCUGCUCACUUUGCGACAAAAGAUUUUCACAGAAGACCGACAUAGAAAAGCAUCAGCGUACACACACUGGAGAAAAGCCUUUUGUCUGCACAUUUUGUGGUAAAAGAUUCACCGAGAAGGGAAAUUUAAACAAACACACAAGCACACACACUGGAGAGAAGCCUUUUGCCUGUUCCUUAUGUGAGAAAAGAUUUUGUCGAAACAAUGAAUUGAGAAGACACACGUAUACACACACUGGAGAGAAGCCUUUCGCUUGCUCCUUAUGUGACAAAAGAUAUUCUCGGAAGCAUCAGUUAAAAAUACAUAGAAGUAAACACAAUGGAGAAAAGCCUUUUCUCUGCUCAAUUUGUGGUAAAAGAUUUACUGAGAAGAGAACUUUAAACACACAUGCAAGAUCGCACAAUGGAGAGAAGCCUUUUGCCUGCUCACUGUGCGAUAAAAGAUUUUGUCUGAAACAACAGUUAACAAGACACAUGCGUACGCACACUGGAGAAAAGCCUUUUCCCUGCUCAGUUUGCCAUUUAAGCUUCUGUCAGAAGAGAACUUUGAAGAGACACGCAAGAACACACACUGGAGAGAAUCCUUUUGUCUGUGCAUGUUGUGGUAAAACAUUCACCGAGAAGGUAGAAUUAAACAAACACAUAAGCACACACACUGCAGAGAAGCCUUUCGUCUGCACACUUGGCAAUGAAAAAUGUUCUGAGAAAUCUGAUUUCGAAACCCAUAAGUGUAAACACACUGGAGAAAAGCCUUUUCCUUGCUCAGUUUGCCAUAAAAGAUUCUGUCUGAAGGAAGAACUAAACUAUCACACUAAAACACAUGCCGGAGAGAAAUGUUUUGCCUGUUCACUUUGUGAUAAAAGAUACUUCACAAAGGCAAAUUUAAACACUCAUAUAAGAACACACACUGGAGAGAAGCCUUUCGCCUGCACACUCUGUGGUAAAAGAUUCACUCAGAAGGGACAUUUAGUAACGCACACAAGAAACCACACUGGGAAAAACACAUUUGAAUUGCAGUGUGUGACAUAACAUUCCGAUUUCUCCCACACAUUUUCAGUGGAAUAAACAUUUCAAUUUCCUUGUUCAGUUUCCUUCCUUAAAUUAAACUGCUUCAUUGAGACAUUGUCCGUCAGUUGAUCCACCAAAUUGAUUCCCUUACCAUCGUGAAGUACGUUGCUCAUCAUCAGUGUUGUCACUAACGCGUUAAGUAACGCGUUAUUGUAAUCUAAUUACUUUAUGUCUGUAACGAGAAAUCUAACGCAUUCAUUUUUCCAAACCAGUAAGCUGAAUAAAGUUAGUUUCCUUAGUGUCUGUGCAUUCCUAUUUUGUUAUUCCCUCAUAAUGUAUGUAGCAUGAAGAAUAUUGUAGUCAUGUACGAAGUGCAUUUUGAAUAGAAAAUGUUAGAAAGGUUCCCAUUACGCGCUCGUUUCCAUGGUAACUGCUCAUAGUUAAUUCCUGUUUUGGUCUCGAGUCUCACGCGCUAAGUGUUUUGGGAAUGAGAAAGGAGUGAGGUGCACAUUCGAGCCGAGUGCAGCCACCUGUUGAGAUGUGCGAGGGAAUGUUGAUCUUUGUGCGUCCCUGAAUGAGUGUGAGUAUUUUUCUUUCAAUCUGUAGGUUUCCCCAAUAGGUUGGAGCCGCUACAUGGACGGCUGUUUAGUAGCUUUUCCGCUGCAACGGUGGGUAGUCAUCGCUCCCCCUCGUUCUUGCGAAGUCGGCGAGCAUUAUUUACAUUCUUCGUGUUGCACAUUUAUGCCGUGAGGUAAAGUGUUCAUUUAGCAUCUUUGGGAUGUAUUGUGAGUCCAAUUAAGUGUAAAGUGCUUAGUUGCCGCCACGUUUUGUGGACAAAAUAUAUCACGUGUGUAUACGGCAUAUUUUCCGGGUUGUGCGCCCAUCUCAUCAGACCAUAGGAUAUGGUUCCAGUAAUCCAUGUGCCUUGUUGACAUGUCUUUGGCAAACUGUUCGCGGCCUUUCUUGUGUACCGUCUUCAGAAGAGGCUUCCUCCUCUGGUGACAGCCAUGCACACCAAUUUGAUGUAGAGUGCGGUGUAUGGUCUGAGCACAAACAGGCUGACCCCCCACCUCUCCAAUCGCGGCAGCAAUGCUGACAGCACUCUUGUAACGAGUCACAUGACAUUUUGGAGGGAAAAUGACAAGCAGUAAUCAAUUUGGACAUUUAGGGAUGUACGUAGUUUCUAAGGGGUGUACUCACUUUGUUGCCAGGGGUUUACAUAUUAAUGACUAUUGUAGAAGCCAUAUUCAUUGUCACAAUUCAGUGCAUCUAUUUGUUUAUUUUGAAACUGUUAUUGUUUUUGCCACCAGGGGUACCACCAAUGUCAUUAUGUAAUUUACUAUAAAGGUGCGCCUAGAGAGCUGCUGCUCAUUAGUGCACCUGGUGGACACACGGUUUUUACCAUAGCACGCCGUAGCAUGAGCGAAAUGGAAAGUGGACUGUUUGCUGAAUAAAUCAACCAAACCAAAACCAUCCAUGUGAGCAGGUCAUUGCCGCUAGCCUAUACGUACAUUCAGGCUCCGAAGGUGUACUCAGUAUUGGCUUGAUUUUGAAAAUGCCAAUACAGCUAUAUUUUGAGUUAUUUUGAGGGGAAAAUAAAUAACUUUAUUAUAUAAGCUGCACACAGACUACUUUUCAUUGUGUCAAAGUGUCAUUUUGUCAGUGUUGUCCCAUGAAAAGAUAUACUUAACCCUUUCUUUCCAAAUGUAUCACAUUUGAUACUUAGAAUUUC
Molecule: messenger RNA, 3461 nt
Organism: Corythoichthys intestinalis (scribbled pipefish)
Lineage: Eukaryota; Metazoa; Chordata; Actinopteri; Syngnathiformes; Syngnathidae
Product: gastrula zinc finger protein xLCGF3.1-like
Exons: 3
Coding region: 263-1750 (495 amino acids)
Biological process (GO): regulation of transcription by RNA polymerase II
Cellular component (GO): nucleus
Molecular function (GO): DNA-binding transcription factor activity, RNA polymerase II-specific; RNA polymerase II cis-regulatory region sequence-specific DNA binding
Source: RefSeq, a predicted model, not a curated record